Messenger RNA from Syngnathoides biaculeatus (alligator pipefish), 3895 nucleotides. It is a transcript of the gene glt8d1, whose product is annotated as glycosyltransferase 8 domain containing 1. The coding region runs from base 482 to 1582 and encodes 366 amino acids. The record is from RefSeq and is a predicted model, not a curated record. Gene Ontology annotation, cellular component: Golgi apparatus. Lineage: Eukaryota; Metazoa; Chordata; Actinopteri; Syngnathiformes; Syngnathidae. The transcript has 9 exons. Gene Ontology annotation, molecular function: glycosyltransferase activity.
UAAAGAGGCGUCAAAGAGGGCAGUCGGGUGUAAAUCCGCGAAUAAUAGGUCAAGUGUCAUCAGGAGAAAAAUGUAUAUACAGAUGUCGGUGUUUAUCGAAUACGAAAUAUAUAGAGUCGUAAACGGCACUUUAUUGGGUAAACCUUUUCUAGGUGAACAAAGUGUGGCAAUGCAUUUGGUUUCUUCCUAGCGCGUUUACAUUUAUAAUCAGGCAUUUAGUGGGCGACUAAAUGACCAGACUAGUAAUGUUGGUGAUGCGUUGGCACUUUGGCGCUUGUGUUCCUCAUGCAACUAUUUUAUUUAGGUUAUAAAUGUUUUAGUGUUUUCUACUGAACUGACUCCCGGACAGUUAGAUGGGAUCAAAUUUGAAAACGAUUGCCGUCUCAUAGAAAUGCAUUAGCUCACCACUAAGCCACCAAGUGGCGUCUUUGUGUACACAAGGAUAUUCUUCGCAAAAUUCGGCUGAGUAACGGAAGAGGCGAUGAGAAAAGUAAACGUGAUCAUCCUUGUGCUACUUGCUGUGGCUUUCCUGAUCAUAAUUCAACGGAAUCUUCUCAGCCUCAGCGAUUUUUUACAUAAAGAAAUCACACAUGCUGGGGCAAUUCUUCCCUUCGAGGCGGAACUGUCUCCGGAUCUUAGGGCGGACUUGCAGAGACAAGGGGACGAGAUCCCAGUGGUCAUGACUGCUUCAGAAGAGAGGCUCGGUGCUGCUGUGGCCGCCAUGUACAGCAUUUACCAGAACACGAAAACCAACGUUGUCUUCACCAUUGUCACCAUGAACGACACAGUGGAUCACCUAAAGGCAUGGUUGAGUGCACCAAGGUUAAAAAGCAUGAAAUAUAAAAUGGUCGUCUUCAAACCUGAGCUGCUGGUUGGCAAGAUACCCCAAAAUUCUCCCGUGGCGGAUGCCACAAAACCGCUGACUUUUGCCAGAUAUUAUCUACCUUUAUACCUGCCCGAGGUGGAGAAAGCCAUUUAUUUGGAUGAUGAUAUCAUUGUGCAAGGGGAUAUUAAAGAGCUUUAUGAAACGACUUUAAAACCUGGACAUGCAGCAGCUUUCUCGGAUGACUGUGAUUCAGCAUCAGCCAAGGCCAUUGUUCGAGGGGCUGGAACUCAGAAUAACUACAUGGGUUUCCUGGACUUUAAAAAGGAUGCUAUUAAACAACUAGGAAUGAGGGCCAAAACAUGCUCCUUCAACCCAGGAGUCAUCGUUGCCAACCUGACCGAGUGGAAGAAUACGAACGUCACGGCUCAGCUGGAGCACUGGAUGGAGCUCAACAUCCAGGACGAUUUGUAUAGCAAGACGUUGGCGGAGAGUAUCAGCACUCCCCCACUCCUCAUAGUUUUUUACAAGCGUCACUCUACACUUGACCCCAUGUGGCACGUGAGGCACCUUGGCACAACAGGUGCUGGAAACCGCUACUCGCCACAGUUUGUCAAAGCAGCUAAACUCCUUCACUGGAAUGGACACUAUAAGCCUUGGGGGAGGACAUCCUCCUUCGCCGACGUGUGGGACAGGUGGUUCAUUCCGGACCCCAUAGAUAAGUUUCAUCCAGUGCGGAGACAUGCGGGGGACAAUUAAGAUUAAAAAUGUGUACCGGUAUGUAUCUGUGCAAGUCAAGUCAACCAUGCCUGCAGGAACGCACCUCUCAGGAAUACGAAUACGGUGCUGUGGAAAGGUGUCGGAUCCCUUCUCAAAUUGGUACAUUCGUGCAGUUUUCUCACUUUAUGAUAACUAAGCAAACUGUAAAUAAACAAUUUACCCCAAGUGAACAUAAAAUGCUCUUUUUAUAUAGUAAUUUAUUUUAAGGGGGGAGAAAAAACUAUUCAGUUACCCAAGUAAUGGCCCCCUAACCCUAAUAGCCAGCUGCCAGUUACCUUGAAAUAAUAAUUUACUGAUUGAGCUUAAAAGUAACUUGGUUACUUCGAUUACUUGAUUUCAGACGUAACUUGGAAAAGUACAUUUUUCAGUUGCUUUCAGCAGCUGCCAAGUCGCAGGAAUAGAAUAGCAGACUUAUCCAUAGUACAAAACGAGCGUUAUUUUAACUGGACCCAUUACUUGGUCAUAUACACCUAACAGCAGGUUACAGAAUAUUAAGAUGAAAUAACUGAAACAGUGAAUAGUUGAAGCCACAUUAAAUUAGCUACUUACUGAAAAGCUGAAAUGCCAAAUUGAGUAAGUAACCAAUAAUGUAAAGAAGCUCACAGUUCUCAGGUACACUUCUCAAGACUGCACGGGAGUCCAUGAUUGCAACCUUGUGCACGCAUGGCCCACGCUUGCCCUCACCAUUUAAAAACAGCACUUUACAUUCACUUGUGUACUAUAUAUUUACAUUUGUUUGCUCUUAAAGCGGGGAAAUGCAAAAAUAAACAUUGGAGAACGGGUUCAAUCAUUUUCACAGCACUGUAUACUCCAAGGAAAAAUUUCCACUUACCAUUGCUUAUUGGUACUGUAUUCAUAACAGCAUUUUAAGAGUAAAUUUGAAAUCACAGCUCUUUUAGUUGAGAUGACCAUAUAUUCAAAUGCACCAAAACUGUCUUGGGCUUCGAUGACUUUGUCAAACAAAUCUUUGUGACCAAUCGAAAAGUAAAGAAUCCAGCAGACCCUGACAAAGCUAAUCAGCCUUAUUUGAUCAGAUACAAAGCUGAUGCAUGAUGGUCAAUAACUGCACGUGCCAAAACAAUGAAGUGCUCUCAGUUAAAAUGCUUACAGAGAGAGAACUCGCACUAUUUUAAAGGCGAACUUUUCAUUCUUAAAUUGGUACAGCAGCAUUUUCCAAUUUUCAUGGGUAUCAUUCUAAGUCACUCAUGCUACUUUACACUUCCUGUGGAAAAGUAUUGUUUGUUACUUCAGUCAGUCACCUUUCCUAGGUCAGAGCUUCACUACAUUUUACACAUUUCUAUUACUAAAAAAAAUGUUUGACACUUGGAUUAAACACAGUACAACACUAGAUAAUUGUACUAAUUUCUAUUUUAUGGCUCACUGUUACAAUACUUAUUUUAAACAAUGUAAUAUGCAAACCGCUAAGCAACUACUCGCAGACAUUUUAAUAUUCCAAUCCAGGCUACUAUACAUAUAAUUUAUAUUGUACAUUAAAUGCAUCUGCAGAAUUAUCAAUUUAGGAAGUUUUGGGUGACGAAGACCAGCAAUUUCACAUUUGUGGUAUGAAAAGGUCUCUACAAUAUGGAACAACUGAAAGUCCUGAUUAAAUCCAUCAAUCAGGAGAGUGAAACACUUGUUUAUUGUAUUAGUGUCUAUAUACAAAAUGUUUAUACAGAGAUACAACUGUGUGGAUCAUACUGGACAUAAUUACCAAAUCUGAAGUCACCAAAUAUACAUACAUCUGCCAAAUGACUAGGCACACGACAAUAGUGCCACACAAUUCAGAUAGAAUAUUCAUCAAAACCAGUUCAUGGAGAUUUUUCUCUUUUUUUAAGGUUAUGAUUUGUUUAUUGCCAAUUUGGACUGAUUAUGAAUUCACAUUUUUUUAAACAUUAUAUUAUUAAUAAUGGAGGGAAAAAAAAAAAAAAAAAAAAAAAAAAAAUCACCCAUACGGGCCAACAGCCACUGGGGUUUUUAGGUGCUUCAGUGACCAUUGUUUUGAAUAUCUUUUGACAAGUUUACCUUCUGUGUGACAAUUUCUGUUCAAAGUUAAAAUAAAAGUGGUUUACAUUAAAUUUUGACUCAUUUGGUGUCUAUGAAAAGUUCAUAGAUUUCUAUGAACAGACUACGAAUGGUUAAUUUUUUUUUUUGUCUGAUUGUCCAGACACUGAGAGCAGUCUCCAGAUUUGCAGUGGAGAAUAGAAGUUAUGCGUGUUUUUAAAUGAAGGGCUGCACCUUCCCCUGACCUCAUGGACUCAAAUACAAGUUCAUUAAAAAUAGGCGUUAAAGUCG